This is a messenger RNA of Trifolium pratense (red clover), 657 nucleotides long. RefSeq lists its product as uncharacterized. The record is from RefSeq and is a predicted model, not a curated record. Lineage: Eukaryota; Viridiplantae; Streptophyta; Magnoliopsida; Fabales; Fabaceae. The coding region runs from base 1 to 657 and encodes 218 amino acids. The transcript has a single exon.
AUGUCAAAAUUCAUGCAUCCCUUCAUUGAAGAUAUCAUCAACGUGGACGGCGACGGCUAUUGUGGUUACCGUGCCGUUGCAUUGGCUCAGAGAGGCAACGAAGAUGAUUUUGAACUGAUACGGUGCAACAUGAGCAGGGAGUUGCGAUUGAAUAAGGAUAUGUAUGUUGCUAUAUUUGGUUGCGAGGAGCGUUACCAAUAUAUCUAUGAUGCACUACUCCCACCCCCGAGGAUGAGACAACGUAAUAGUAUUAGGAAUAGUGUUGCACCGAUGGAUAAAUGGUUCACGUUGCCGGAUAUGGGACAUAUCGUGGCCACCAUAUUGGAUAGAGUAGUUGUUCAGCUCUCCAUACUUCAAAACGGCCCUUGUGAAACUUUUUUCCCAUUGCGUUCCAUUCCGUCACCAAACCCGUCUUCAAGGGUUAUUUGCCUUGGCGCGUUACCGGAUCACUAUGUUUUGGUAAAGCUUAAAGUUGGGUGUCCGAUACCCAAAUCAAACAAAUCGUGGAAGCAAUAUUGUGCUAAACAAAGUUUGGGCUGUGAAGCUUCAUUCACAUCUGCGCAGCAUAAGUUCGAGGAGAUGAUGAGCACCGAGAACGUUGUCACCGUCAAAACAGUUGGUGCAGACAGUAGAGAAACUCCGUUGGUGAUUGACUGA